GUCGUGAGUUUAGAAACUAUAAGUCUAUAACCAUUAAAAAAAGAGAGGAGAAUGGAGAGUUUGAUGGUAGAGAUGGCCAAGACCAUUUCGUGGAUAGUUGUUAUAGGAGUGUUAUGUUUAGGGAUUCGUGUUUACGGUAAAGUGAUGGCGGAGCAAUGGAGGGUGCGGAGGAAGCUGACGAUGCAAGGCGUGAAGGGUCCUCCGCCGUCGAUAUUUCGUGGAAACGUGCCGGAGAUGCAAAAAAUUCAAUCACAAAUGAUGAGUAACUCUAAACACUACUCCGGUGAUAAUAUCAUCGCCCAUGACUAUACUUCUUCUCUCUUUCCGUACCUUGACCUUUGGCGAAAACAAUACGGGAGAGUGUACACGUACUCGACGGGGGUGAAGCAACACUUGUACAUGAACCACCCGGAAUUGGUGAAAGAACUUAACCAAGCCAACACUCUUAACCUUGGAAAAGUCUCUUACGUCACCAAGCGCCUUAAAUCCAUUCUAGGCCGUGGUGUUAUCACCUCUAAUGGGCCUCAUUGGGCCCAUCAACGUCGUAUCAUCGCCCCCGAGUUCUUUCUUGACAAAGUCAAGGGAAUGGUGGGAUUGGUGGUGGAAUCGGCGAUGCCAAUGCUGAGCAAAUGGGAAGAGAUGGUGAAAGAAGGAGAAAUGGUGUGUGACAUAAGAGUGGACGAAGACCUAAGAGCUGUUUCUGCUGAUGUUAUCUCUAGAGCUUGCUUUGGGAGCUCCUUCACCAAGGGCAAAGAGAUUUUCUCUAAGCUUAGAUGUCUUCAAAAGGCCAUCACUCAUAACAACAUCCUCUUUAGCCUCAAUGGCUUCACUGAUGUUGUGUUCGGGACUAAGAAGUAUGGGAACGGGAAGAUUGAUGAGUUAGAGAGGCAUAUUGAGUCUUUGAUAUGGGAAACCGUUAAGGAAAGAGAAAGGGAAUGUGUGGGAGAUCACAAGAAGGAUCUAAUGCAGUUGAUACUAGAAGGGGCUAUGAGUAGUUGUGAUGGUAGCUUGGAGGACAAGACACAAUCUUACAAAAGUUUCGUCGUGGACAAUUGCAAAAGCAUCUAUUUUGCCGGCCAUGAGACCAGUGCGGUUGCUGUCUCUUGGUGUCUUAUGCUCCUAGCUCUCAACCCUUCUUGGCAAAAUCGGAUUCGCGAUGAAGUCUUUCUUUAUUGCAAGAACGGUAUUCCUGACGCAGACUCUAUUUCCAACCUAAAAACGGUAACAAUGGUUAUCCAAGAAACGUUGAGGCUAUACCCACCAGCAGCAUUCGUAUCAAGAGAAGCCCUUGCGGACACAAAAAUCGGAAGCUUCGUGGUGCCAAAGGGAGUGUGCAUCUGGACAUUGAUCCCUACAUUGCACAGAGACCCUGAGAUAUGGGGAGCUGACGCGAAUGAAUUCAAGCCAGAAAGAUUUAACGAAGGGGUCUCUAAAGCCUGCAAACACCCUCAGUCCUUCGUCCCAUUUGGCUUAGGGACAAGGUUGUGUUUAGGAAAAAACUUCGGUAUGAUGGAGCUCAAGGUUCUUGUGUCACUUGUUGUGUCAAGCUUAGGUUAUCAUGUGUAUGGAAGAGCGGUGGUGGAGCAGUGGAGGAUGCGAAGGAGUCUAAAGAUGCAAGGCGUGAAGGGUCCUCCACCGUCGAUCUUUAACGGCAAUGUGUCGGAGAUGCAACGGAUUCAGUCGGAAGCUAAACACUGUUCCGGCGAUAACAUCAUUUCUCAUGACUAUUCUUCUUCUCUCUUUCCUCAUUUCGAUCACUGGCGAAAACAAUACGGGAGGAUUUACACAUACUCAACGGGGUUAAAGCAGCACCUUUACAUAAACCACCCGGAAAUGGUGAAGGAGCUUAGCCAAACCAACACACUUAACCUUGGCAGAAUCACUCACAUCACCAAACGCCUUAACCCCAUCCUUGGCAAUGGUAUCAUCACCUCUAAUGGGCCUCAUUGGGCCCAUCAACGUCGUAUCAUUGCCCAUGAGUUUACCCACGACAAAAUCAAGGGAAUGGUUGGUUUAAUGGUGGAAUCUGCUAUGCCAAUGUUGAAUAAAUGGGAAGAGAUGGUGAAAAGAGGAGGUGAAAUGGGGUGUGACAUAAGAGUAGACGAAGACCUUAAGGAUGUGUCGGCUGAUGUUAUCGCUAGGGCUUGCUUUGGGAGCUCUUUUUCAAAAGGCAAAGCAAUAUUCUCUAUGAUUAGGGAUCUUCUAACGGCCAUUACUAAACGAAGCGUCCUCUUCAGAUUCAAUGGCUUCACUGAUUUGGUGUUUGGGAGUAAGAAGAAGCAUGGUGAUGUCAAUAUUGAUGCGCUUGAGAUGGAACUGGAAUCUUCGAUAUGGGAAACGGUUAAGGAGAGGGAAAUUGAAUGUAAGGAUGCUCAUCACAAGAAGGAUCUAAUGCAGUUGAUACUCGAGGGAGCGAUGCGUAGUUGCGAUGGUAACUUGUGGGACAAGUCAGCCUAUAGACGUUUUGUGGUGGACAAUUGUAAGAGCAUCUAUUUCGCCGGACAUGAUUCAACCGCAGUCUCCGUGUCUUGGUGCCUUAUGCUCCUUGCUCUCAAUCCUAGUUGGCAGAUUAAAAUACGCGAUGAAAUCUUGAGAUCUUGCAAGAAUGGCAUUCCCGACGCAGAAUCAAUUCCUAAUCUAAAAACGGUGACAAUGGUAAUACAAGAAACAAUGAGACUAUACCCACCAGCACCAAUCGUGGGAAGAGAAGCAUCCACAGACAUAAGACUUGGAGACCUUGUGGUACCAAAAGGAGUGUGCAUUUGGACACUCAUUCCUGCCUUACACCGAGACCCCGAGAUCUGGGGACCAGACGCAAACGACUUCAAGCCAGAGAGGUUUAGUGGGGGAAUCUCUAAAGCUUGCAAAUACCCUCAGUCAUACAUCCCAUUUGGCCUUGGACCAAGAAUAUGCGUAGGCAAAAACUUUGGUAUGAUGGAAGUCAAAGUGCUUGUUUCACUUAUUGUCUCAAAGUUUAGUUUUACUCUGUCUCCAACUUAUCAACACUCUCCAAGCCAUAAACUGCUUGUAGAGCCUCAACAUGGUGUUGUCAUUAGGCUUUCAACAUUUCAAAGCGAAGAAGAAGAAGACGAGACUAAAGAAACAGAGAGAGAGAAGCGAGUCAACAUUCUGAAUAUGGACGUGUUUCCGGCGGAGAAGAACCAAGCUUUUCCGGCGGAAGAAACUGACAAAGACGACGACGACGACGGAGUGGAUUUGUGCCGGAUUUGCCGAUCACCAGAGACACCAGACAAUCCGUUGAGGUAUCCAUGUGCGUGUAGAGGUUCUAUCAAGUACGUUCACCAACAAUGUCUCCUUCUCUGGCUCAACCGUCGUGGAUUCAAGCAGUGCGAGGUAUGUGGGAUUAGCUACUCCUUUGUCCCUGUUUAUUCGGAGAACGCACCGCAUAAGCUUCCAUGGCAUGAGUUUCUGAUAGGACUGUUGUUGAGAGCGAUACGCGUUGUUGUUUGGGGUUUUGUGAUUCUCUUCAACGCUUAUUGUUAUUCUUUGCAUCCUUGGGGAAGAGAAGUUGCGAUUGAAAACCAGAGAGUUUUUCGAGUUUCUGAGAAAUUUGCUUCUCUUUUGGCUGGUUGCAUCUACAGUGGUUUUAUUGGUUAUGUUAUGGCAGUGAUGGUGCUUCUUAGGUUUAUUGUUGAUCAUUUCUUUGGAAUUUACUUAGUGAAUGGUUUAGGACUUGGAGUUGUUGCUAGAUUUGGUGCUGUAUUGUGGAAAUACAUGGGGAUUUUGAGUGAUUGGUGGCAUGAUCAUCUCAUACGCUUUCGAUUGUUCCACGCCAUUAUGGUUGGACCUCGUGAAGUAGUAAUUCUUCCUCGAAACACACGACUUCAUGAAUUUGGAGCUAUCAGGAGUUUUCUCUUCUUUCUUGAUGACAAUUCGUUUGCUGUUCUUGCCAUCAGCUUUUGUGUUUCAUUCUUCUUCGUUCUUCUUCCAUUUAUUAUGGGGAAACUUGUCUUUGCACUCCUACUUCUUUUCCAACGUAUGGGGGUUCUUUCAGGAUACUCAUCACUUGGCCAAGAACCUGUCACUGUUGGAUAUAUGACUAUGCUCUCACUCUCCUUUGCUUAUCUUGGAAGUUUUGCUACUCCGAGUCGAAGCUCCAUUCAAACCAUUGCUAGAAGAUUAUCAUUGGGGUUUCUCUUGGUAGCAGUGGCACCCCCAUUCUUGCUAUGGAUACUUGCAGUAAAAGUGUGGAAAAAUCUAUCGGUGGUUAAGGAUGGUUUCAUCUUGUGUUUGAAAAUUGGUGUUUUACCUUUGGUACUUGGCUGCUGGUUAGAUUUUUGCACCCUCCCUAUAUUCGGGACGCGAAUUUCCAAGAGGCUUGAGCUGCUUUCAAACUAUCCCAUAAUCAUGAUCAUACAUUGGGGGUUUGGACAAAUUUGCUUGAUGUUGGCUUUCAAUUCCAUGGAGCUUAUCCAGAAGCUCAUUAAGAAACGACUUUUUUGGUUUCUCCUAGAUGUUACUGAUCCCAACUACACAAUCACUAAACUACACAUUCGCCAAAUUCUAUUUGCAUUGGCUUUCCACGGGUCAAUGAUGGUGAUUGUGGUUCACUUACCUAUAAUGACCAUCUUUCUCAUCAGCCCCUCAUUUUUCCCGAUCCAAUUCUGGAUCUAUGACGAAAGGAUUAUGUUUGGCUCAAUGGCUGCUUAUGUAUUCUUAGUGAAACUAGGACCUAUCGAGUGGUUAGCCGAGCUUAUUAAACAAGCUGUAGAACCCAUAGUUCACAAGUGGAUUAUCACUAUCAGUUCUUGGCUCAAGUUGAGCGAGUUCUUGCUCGAAAACCAUGCAGAUCAGAAUGUGAGACCGUUGCAGAACCUUGAUGAAUGGUUUCUAAUGUAUUCCAUAGCCGAAGGCUCUGUAGUCUGUUUCCAUGGAUCACAGAGUGAUACCAAUUUUGAAGAGGAUAUUGGCGACAAUAGGUUUAUACUAAGGAUCGGAGUGAUAUUGGUUCUAGCUGCUUUGAGCAUGUUUCUCAUUAGCACAAUCUCCAUGGUUUUUCCAAUUCUGAUGGGAAGGGUGUUCUUCCACUCUAUCUCUUUCAUCAUACCUUUCGAACUCAAAUACGACGAUCUUUAUGGUUUCUGGAUUGGAUGUUAUAUCCUGCGAGCAAUCUAUAUCGGUACUUGCUUCGUAUUUAAUCAUAUCAUGAUUGGAAGAACCGAUUUGCUUCUCAACCUUGUUCUGUUGUGGAUACGGAAUGCUUUACUCUUCUCCAUCUGGAUCUCUGUCAUUCCGGCAUUACUUGGUAUCCUUAUCGACUUUAUGAUCAUCAUCCCAUUACAAGUGCCGUUAAACGAAUCACCAGUUUAUUCAUUGCUCCAAGAUUGGUUGAUUGGAUUAGUCGUUCUUCACAUCUGGACAUAUCUGACUAUGUUCACGCGUAUCAACUGUUUCGCAACUGUGGCUUGGCGGGAGAAGCUCGAGAGAAUCAGAAAUGUAGGAAUCAACCGGCUUCCCUUUACGUGGCUGCUUCAAGAUGUCAUUUGUUCCAUCAUGAUCACUCUUUCAACAACUCUCGGCUUCCCUUUCUUGGUGGCAUACUCUCUACUCCCUUGUCUUGGAGUUUCUGCUGCAGUCAACUUAGCCGUACAGAGGCUCAUAUGGCCGGUGUUAUUAGCCAUCAUCGUCCUAGGAUUCGUAGCCAAGCUCACCCUCGAUCUCUUCGUUUAUAUUCACCGAGUGGAAUACAAUGAUCGGUAUAUGGUGGGCGACAGAGUGACUGAUUUCACUGAAGAUCUUCAGUAAGGGAUCAACUCAUCAGGACUAUGACACAGUAGACAGAUAUUGCAUCGACAACUUUUUUGAUUUUAGACUUUUCUCAGAUUUCCUUUGCUAAAUCUUUAAUCUCUUGAAUCUUGUUUCAUCAUCUUUUUACUUCUUUAGCAAUGAUUAGGUUAAAAACUCAGUUUGAUUUUGGAUAUUACGAUAUGCAAUUUACAAGGUCGAUUAGUAUCAAUUAAUAUGUGGUUUAGUUUUUUUAUUAGGCUAGACAACACAAUGUACAACAGAGGUUAUAUUCUCGAGAAUAAAUGUAGCCAAACUUGAAACUGGAAUUGGAGUAGUCUUGUUUGGUGCUACUGAGAAAGGGACCUUUAGAAUCUAACAAAGACUUGAUGCUAAGUAAAAUUCUACAUUUUGU
Molecule: messenger RNA, 6160 nt
Organism: Arabidopsis arenosa
Lineage: Eukaryota; Viridiplantae; Streptophyta; Magnoliopsida; Brassicales; Brassicaceae
Source: the annotation of a GenBank genome assembly